GGUUUGGAGCACAUUUUCGUUGCGCGCUUGGAGGAGGCGCCAUGCAAUCUUUCGGUGAGUUCAGGAGUCUAGAUUCGCCCCGUUCCGACUCUACGUGCGUCCCUGGCCCUGGAACCUCUCGCUAAAAAUCCCAUCUUUGUGCCAACAAUCCAAGCGGACAGUCAGUAGCUCGACUCGAGAGAGUGAUCUCUAGGAACACUCUUUCAAGUGGCAAUGAAAAUCAGUGAGAAGAGGAAUUUGCUCAAGCGGCUUUCUUUCCGAGAGGCGAAUGACAAGGUCUGUAGUAGAGAUGAUCGUGGGUGGACUAAUCUUCACGUUGCGGCACGUAUGGGUGACCUUGACGAGGUGAAGCGACUUUUGGAGAAUGGAGCUGAUCCAAACGAGCCAUCUUUUGGCCCAAAGGCGCCGGGAACUACACCUCUUCACUUGGCUGCGGCUGGAGGCCACCUAUCUGUGAUCGAUGAGCUUCUCGACAGAGGAGCAAACAUCGACGCUCGGACCAAAGGAGGUGGCUGUGGAUGGACUCCACUUCACAACGCUGCGAAAGAACGCAACAAGAAGGCGAUGCGUUUUCUCUUGAAAAACGGGGCUUUUCUCCCGGACGAUAUCGAUGACGGACGAUUCAAUCCCCCACUCCACUACUGUCCAGGCCUCGAAUGGGCAUACAUGAUGAGAAGCAAGUUCCUAGCCAAGGUUUGAGCUGUGUUUUAGUCUCUUUGAAAGAGUUAAUGGAAUCUAUCCUACCUGGUGUGAAGUAUA
This is a messenger RNA of Selaginella moellendorffii, 759 nucleotides long. Its product is annotated as phytochrome-interacting ankyrin-repeat protein 1. The record is from RefSeq and is a predicted model, not a curated record. The transcript is spliced from 3 exons. The coding region runs from base 214 to 699 and encodes 161 amino acids. Gene Ontology annotation, molecular function: protein binding. Lineage: Eukaryota; Viridiplantae; Streptophyta; Lycopodiopsida; Selaginellales; Selaginellaceae.